CAGACUCGUUGUUCCGAUUCCAUCCGGUUAAAAGAAAAUUAGAAUGAAAAUUGUUGGAAAAUGACUUUCCGAAGAGUGAAAAGGUUGAGCCGCAAGGAGGAUUACGGCAGCGCCGACUGCGCCGCAUCUUGUGUGGUUGAGAACGAGAUUUACAAAAGCUGCAGUGAAACUUACAAAACCGGCGCGGAAACUUAUAAAGCGUCCGAAUUGUACAAGACUCUCGCCUACUCGGGAGGCACACUGCCUCGCAGUCACAAGCAGAGGUCAUUAAUGAAAUGGAAGACGCUGACGGAUGCUCCUGAGCAUGAAAGGAGAAUUAUUACCUUAGAAAAGCAAGAUGAUGAAGCCUUUGGAUUUGAAAUUCAGACGUAUGGCUUGCAUCACCGAGACGAGAACACGCUGGAGAUGUGCACGUUUGUGUGUAGGGUCCGUGAGAACAGCCCAGCUCAGAUAGGAGGAUUGAGGCAAGGUGACACCAUUACCAGCAUCAAUAGGACAUCUGUUGAUGGUUUCCGCCAUCGAGAUAUUGUGGAUCUUAUCAAGUCAUCUGGGAAUUGCCUGAGGCUUGAAACUGUGUACGGAACCUCCAUCAGACGAGCAGAGUUGGAAACCAGACUGCAAUACCUGAAGCAAACACUGCAGGAGAAGUGGGAGGAGUACAGAUCCCUAAUGGCCCAGGAACAAAGACUGGUGCAUGGGGUCGUGUCAAAAGAUCCAAGUGUUUAUGACGUUUUCGAAUCGGUCAGAGCCAGCCUUUAUGGUCAAGGCCUCUACUCCAGUCCAGGGGCCCAAAGACAGAGCCACUCCAGUGGCAGUACCCACAGCAGCACCAGUACCAUGGAGUGCAAUGACGAGCCCAUUUAUCAGACUUGUGUCUUUGACCCCUUAGAGAUGAGCAGCGAAGACAGCCACAGCACUCACAGCAACGAGGUGGUCCUUGCCAAGAAACCACUGACACGGAGUGUGAGCGCCAGGGUUGGUCACAAUGGCUCCUCCACCUCCUGGGAGAAAUGCAACAACCAAGCUGCCUUUGGGACAUUUCCAAGGAAGCCCAGGAGGAAGAGCCUGCGGAAGAGACUGCUCAAGUAUAUCCCAGGACUCAACCGGUCUGUGGAGGAGGAGGAAAGCCAUUUGUAGGUGAAGUGCCUGAGCAUUUAUUUAUUAAAUUUUCUACUCUCAACGCUAAUUGUUGCCACCAGAAGUCUUACAGACUGGGUGCAAGAACUGGAGCUGCACAGGAUCAGUAAGUUCAACCGUGAGCUGGACAGUAUCUGUGCCAAAGGAUGUGACUGAGGGGAGGGUAAGAGACACGUUUAAUGGCUUUUGAACUUUGGGAUAAGUUGGAUAGACUGCAGUGGUCGUUUGUGCUUUCUCCACACUUUUCCUUUGGAAGCACAAGCUUUCAUUCUAACAUUUUGCAGUCCCUUCUACCUUCUGAGGCAGUGGAAGUAGUGAAGAGCUAUGGGGUUCUGUGGAAAGAAGAGAGGUUGGGAUCAAUGUUUGAGGGGUUGAUGGGUGUCCAUGCUGCUUCACCCUGUGAUUGCUCUCCCUCCUCUUGGGUAAGGCGGUAGCAGUGUCGCUCAAGUGCGGGAAAUGAGUGGCCUCGCGGCAUCCCAAAGAGCAGGACGGCGAAACGGACCCACGUUUUGGCCCCAAUCCCAACACUGCCACCAUUGCCACUGCCUUUGUCGCACAGAGAUCGGGCAUCCGAGCUCUCACUGAACACAAACUACCCAGUGAGUAGCCUGGGAGUCGGCCGUGACCUCACCUGAGCUCCAGCCCACAUACAAAGAAGUUCAUCUACCGAGCUUGGCUCUUGCCAUUUUAAACUGCUUGAUAUCCACGUUUUUUUUUAUUGUGUUGAAUUUUGAGGGUGGGUGUGACUCUGACCUUUAAGCUCUUUCCAUUACAGCGCCAUUGUUUGGUGAGCUGUGAACAGUCUGUCAUGAGGUUUCUGGCUGUUCUGACCUCGCUCUCAGUUCUGCUUGUGGUAAAGGAACUUGAUAUUCAGUGGUCACAGCACACCGGUUGCUUUUGUCCUCUCACGACUCCUAGGUCCCCUUUAUUAGGAGCAAAAUGGGGCCAUUUGGCCCGUUCUCCCACUGGCCAUUGCCAAGUGUAUCUCAGGAUGACUUCGCAGAGCUGCCAGCACGCUUUCAGUGGCGCAAAUCAGAAGUGGGUGAAGUUUGGGAGGGUGCUUGGUCAAAGAAGUAAGGAGGGAAUAACUGCUUCCAACUGGCUGCAGCUUUGGCUGCAUUUUUUUUGGUGGGGUGCGGCUGCAGGGAAGGAAAGGGUUCCACAAAGUCUCUGUGGGUGUCAAAUGGCACCCUCUGAGUUAUUCAACCAACUGGGGGGGGUUUGAAUGUCCGAAUUAGUGGCUUAAAGCCAGGCCCAAGUCCACAGACUUCUUUUCCCAGUCUGAGUCCAGUCUUUCCACACUGUGGCCUAAGAUGCCCAACUAGCUGUGGUGUACCCACUGCCAUUCCAAUGCGAUCAAACUUCAGCUGUGUCACGGUAAAACUGGACACAGCAAAUCCUCACAGCGCCACCCUUUUAACUUUAGCACAGCAGCCAGCACCAGCUAUAAGAUUGGCGUUUGAUUCCAUCUGCUCGUCUGCCUGCACUGUACAUUCUUGGGUCCCCCCCCCCCCCCCACAUUCCAAACACGUACGGGUUAGGGUUAGUGAGUUCUGGGCGUGCUAUGUUGGCGCUGGAAGAGUGGUGACAUUUGCGGUACGCCUAGCACAGUCCUCGCUGAUUUGAUGCAAAAUGAGACAUUUCACUAUGUUUUGGUGUCCAGGUGACAAAGCUAAUUUCUCCUGUCUCAGCUGCAUCAAGGGUAAAAAUCUACACAGCAAAGUCUCAUAGGCAACGCUCUUUGAUAUCACGUUUUGCUAGAAUAACACAGCUGUUUCCCAAAUUUCAUUUAUAAAUCUUUUCGCUUUUGGAGAUGGUAGUGCUGAUUUGUUUCUCUUCCCCCCCCCCCCCCCCCGUAGUAUUCAGUGGAGUGUAAGUCAGGGGUUGAGGUGUUAUAACAGUUUAACUGGAGAAUGACAGCAGAAAGGUAUGCCACUAAUAUUGACAGACCCUCUCCCCCAUCUCCCACUUCCAACCUAGAAUCAUAGGCCACCCAAAAGGCCAGUUUUCAUGUUUUCUUUAAGUGGUGAGAACUAUUCAUCUGUGGGAGCUCCACAGUCAAACCUUUGUCUGUGAUCUCUGACUUAUCAGAAAACUGUGGAUUUAAGGCAGAGUUCAAGUUUAUUGUUAUAGGCAUACAUGCCCAGGGUAUAUGUCAUUAAGUGUCAUUAAAAUCAGCUUUUUGCAGCAGCAGUGUACGUUAUAAGAGAAGGAUAAACAUAAAUUAAUAUUAUACCUGCAAAUGUGGAACAUAAACAACAUAAUAAACAUGAAGUUAGUGCAAAAUUGGAAGAGGGAAAGAAUAUAAUUCGUGACAGCCUAGACAUUCUGAAAGCACUGUCUGGUCGUCUUGUGUUGAGAAAUGUUAAACUAUGUCCUGUUUCAUGCUAGUAGGGAAAAAAUCCCAUUAAGCUAUUUCAGCACAAGGGAUUUCUCCUGGCUAAUGCUUUCCCUGCCUCAUUUUAUUAAAAAAAUAGAUUAUCUGAUCAUCUCUGGCUUGUGUGGGAGCUUGCUGUCUGCAAACUGGUGGCUGUGUUUACAGCAUUACAACAAUGGCAACACUCUUCAAUGCUCCACUGUCCCUUCAGGAUGUCACGUGAUUGUUGGGAGUUGUUUUUUUUUGAAAAUGCAAGGCCUUUGUUGACUUAGCUUGAUAGAAUGUCAGGGGUACACCUUGUGUGGAAAGGUUCAGUGAAGGACAAAACCACAUGAAAUUCCUGGGGUGAUUUUCCCAUUUGCCUAGCCCCCAGUGUAAUGAGGUCAGCCGUAGCACUCCAGGACUCUGCCACCCCUCAUGGUUAUUGUCAUGAAGAAAAUGCCUGCAGCCACUUGUAUCCCAAAGGUGACCAGAAAAAGAAUCCACUAGACUUUGCCUAUAAUUGAAUUCCACCCCUGCCCCCCAGCACAGCAUUAAUGCUUAAAAUUUGUCAUUCAAAUUUGUUGUUUUGGCUCACAUAAUAGAACUGAUCUGAUGGGAUUUCACAAGGGUCUUAGAACUGUUUCGUUGGUUUCAAUCAGCAGGUAGAAACAUAAUAAAUUCUUAAAUCCUAUGGGACCGGAUGGUUAAAAGGAAUAGCAAUUGAAGAGACUUGUUAAGUAGCCUUUUACUGCAGGUCCAAACUGAUUGCCUCACUGAAUACUGAUCUCUAAAUAGUUUCUUGGUAAUUCUACAACCGCAAAGGCUUGCAGACACUGGUUAUGUUGAAAAGCUAUAUGUUGUUGAUACAUGUGUGGAGGCUGUCAGGUUUUCAACCAGAAUCUUUCACAACUUGAGCACAGUUAAGACAGAGUAAGUAAGAUGGUUUGGGAGCGGGGGGUGGGGGGAUGUUAAGUGGGUGCCAACGUCAGAUGCAACAGUCUAAAAACAGCACGGGCUCGGCUGAAAGGAAAGGAAGCCAAGCAGCAACACCAAACAAUGCUUGGACUGAAGGGCAGUCACAUCCUGUUGAGUACAGCUAACCCGAGAAGCGAGUUCUGCUCCAUUAUGUUUAUACUCUGACCUUUUGAGAUGGUCUAAUAGAAGGUCACACAAGCAACUAAUCCCAACUUUUUUUUUGAAAGAAACUCAAAACCGAAGCUGGUGCCCUCUUACUGCAAGUGUUGGCACAAAAUUUCAGAGUGUUUCUCUGUUUAGGGACACCCAGAGUAACCUUAUAGACAAUGUCAGAAAGACCCAGGAGGUGAUCUUUAACUGUGGGACUAUGAGCAUAUCCAGACAUUGCAGGGCCAAAUCCCACCUCAGAGACUUGAGUACAAAUUCUAAAUUGCUCAUCCAGGAGAAUAGAGCUCUGUGUAGAUGAGUGGGUGGCAUUCUUUAAAAGGGCUACAGAGUUAUCCUGGCUGAUAUUCACUCUGUGGCCACUAUAUUAGGUACAGGAGUGGAACCCGGUGUGGUGUUCUGCUGCUGUAGCCCGUCCACUUCAAGGUGCGACGUGUUGCGCAUUCAGAGAUGCUCUUCUGCACUCCACUGUUGUAACACGUAGUUACCUGAGUUACUGUCACCUUCCUGUCAGCUAGGAUCAAUCUGGCUAUUCUCCUCUGAUCUCUCCCAAGAACAAGGCAUUUUCAGCCACAGAUUUGCCACUCAUUGGAUUUUUUUUUUGUUUUUUUGCGUCAUUCUCUGUAAACUCUAGAGACUUAUGUGUGAAAACCUCAGGAGAUCAGCAGUUUCUAAGAUACCCCAUCUGCCACCAAAUGGUCAAAGUCACUCAGAUCACAUUCCUUCCUCAUUCUGAUGUUUGGCCUGAACAGCAACUGAACCUCUUGACCAUGUCUGCACGUUUUUAUGCAUUGAGCUGCUGCCACAAGAUUGGCUGAAUGGACAUUUGCAUCAACAUGCAGGUGUACUUAAUAAAGAGGCCUCUGAGUGUAUGUCCCUCCAAGCAGUGUCAGUAAAACUAUUAUUUUUUUUGUCACACUGGCGUUUGUGGGAAUUUGCUGUGCAUAAAUUGCCAUUUGCAUUUCUUAAUUCCAACUGGUGAUGACAGUUCAAAAGCAGUUCAGUGGCUGGAAGUCACCUGGGAUAGCGCAAGGUUGUGAAAGGCGCAAAAUAAAUGCAAGGUCUCUGUAUUUGUGAAGAUGUAAUUCGUUAACUGUCUGGCCCUAGUAUUUGUGCCUGGCAAGUUGUUCAUUUGAGCCCAGUCCAAUCCCUUUCUGUGCUGGAGGGUCCAGAAUGCCCCUGCCUUCUAGGGAUGAUCAAACCGCAUCAAAGGCUCUUUCUCUUUUGCAUUGUUCCAGGGCUAUUUUGAAUAACAAAUGUUGUGCCCUCUGUUUAUUCAGUUUUCCUUCACAAUCACAGUUGAAAUUUCCAUGAGCAUCCUUGCUUUGCACAUUCUAAGUUAAAUUGUGCCUCUUUUGAAAAUGGGAGAAAAAGCUUUUUGCAAUGGGUUUGUUCCCAGUUCCCUCUCCCACUUGUUUUGCUCAACCUUCUGAGCCUAGAUAAGCUAACUUAUGAGCAUUACCUCUUCUCCUGUGGGGUGGGUCUGAAUAAGGAUCUCCCCAUGGUUUUAUCAGACCCUAAGAUAUAGGAGCAGAAUUAGGCCAUUUGGCCCAUUGAGUCUCUGCCAUUUCAUCAUGGCUGAUCCAUUUUCCCUGUCAGCCCCAAUCUCCUGCCUCCCCUCUGCCCUUUAUCCCUUCAUGCCCUGACCAAUCAAGAAUCUUAUGAUGCCAUUUUGUGUUUCUUGGAGAUCAUUAUAUGGAACAGAAGCAAGUUAUUGACCACAAAUGGAUCGUUGUGAUGCUUUGGUCCCACACAGAAGCCUCCUCCUAUUCCAUCUUGUGUCAGCAUAUCCUUCAUUCCUUUCUCCUUCUCUCCACAAGUAUUCACCUCAACCACUCCCAAGUUCCACAUAAAGUUCUCCUGAACUUCUCAGUGAACCAUCAGUGACUGUUAUAAUGCUCACCCUCAUAAGCAGAAACAAUCUCUCGACUGCGAUAUUAUAUAUAGGACAUGGAAUUUAAAACAAUGUCAUGCUGACCUUUUAACCCUAAUCCUUCCCUCCAACAACCUCCAUAUGCCCCUAAGAGUCUCUUAAAUGUCCCUAAUGUAUCUGUCUCCACCACCAUCCCUGACAGGCGUUCCAUGCACCUGCCACUGUGGGGGGGGGGGGGGGGGAGAGAGAGCCUACUUUCAAUGUGUCCCCUCCCCCUAUACUUUCCUCAGUAAUCUGAAAAUUAUGCCCCCUCAUUAGCCAUUUCAGACCUGGGGGAUAAAAUCUUUGACUGUCCAAUCAAUCUAUUCCUCUUAUCAUCUUGUACAUGUCUAUCAAACCACUGCUCAUCCUCCUUCGCUCCACAGAGAAAAGCCCCAGGUCACUCAACCUAUGAAAUGUUUGUUGAAUUAAAAGCAAGGAGGGAACCUAAUUACAAGAUUAAAGCUUUCUGCUUGCAUUAUUAAAGCAUGUGUGAUAUUAGGCUUUGGUUAAAAUUGGGUGUCUUUGUGAUGAGAUGGUACAUGGUAUGGUUUGUUGAAUACCCAGCUAGGGUUGACAAUAUGUGAUCAGUUUUCUCUUGAAGGAGAGUGCUUGUUUUAAUUGAACUGCCACCACACCCUACCAACUGUACCUAUUUUAGCAGCCCUUUUCAGAUUGUGCAAAGAAGAAAUUUAAAGAAGAAGCUGGUCUCAAUUCAGUAUUAUGACAGCAGUUGACCAAUUUCUUUUAGGUAAGGGUCAUGGGGCCAAGGUGGUUAAAUAGAGUUGAGAUAAAAAUCAGCCAUGAUUUCUAACUAAUGGAAGAAUGGGUCUGAGAGCCUGAGCAACAUCUUGUUUCUGAGGCUCAGUUUCAUAGUAAACAAGCAACAUCUACACUGUGGAGGGUGGGGUGGAAUUUGAACAUUGAAAUCUCCAUUUUAGUAAAAUAAAGUGUGUUACUUAAAAUUGUAAAUCUUGUGUCAAGGGAAGGAAGCUUUCAGUUAAGUCAUAUUCAAAUGUUCAGUUUAGACAUGCUGUAGCAGUGGGGUCUAAAGUCAACAUUGGGCCCUGUUUUAUGGAUAGUAAUGACCAAUUUAGUUAUGGCACACCAAUUAGGGGGCAUACUAAAUUGGUUGAAGUCUUUUUGGCUGCUACUGGAGGUAGCAUGAAAAGAACCUCACUUGUUUAAUCAGUAAUCUGUAGAGAAAUCACUCAGGUCAAUCAGAGGAAAAAAAUCCUAAAUCUCCAGCUCACUGCCUUUUGAGGAUGAUUCUUCUGGCUUCAAGGCCCAAUGAAGGUACCCUCAACUUGCAUUUCCCCUCCAUCGCUGUCUUCCUAGUCCCUCAAUUCAUAAUCCUCAUAGCACGGACAAAAGCCCCGGCUGGCAAAAUACAUCAGGGCACUGAAUCGGCCCUUGUGGCUUUCCUGAUUUAUUCUGAUGAGGUAUGAGGCGCCCUCCUCCCUGGCACGCAACCGCCACCAAGUAGGAUCUUGCCUGAUUGGCCAUGUUAUUGAAUUUAUACCCCAGUGUCUUCAGUAUGUUUCAUGUUGGACUGAUGUUUUGUCUGUGAAUAUGAUGUAAUUGUUAAACUUUCAUUAUCAGACUCUUGUGUCUUCAGCCUUUACAUCAAAAAAAUAAUUUAAUAGCUAAAGACUUGUACAAUAAUUGUGACAUAAUUUCCAAGUUUUACUUAAUAACAUCUGUUCCAAUCUAUUCAAAUCAUAAUGUCACUAUUAUUUUCAUGCAAAUAAUUCUGUAAUAUUUUGUAAAUAUAUUUUUCCAUUAUUUGUUUAAUGUUCUUAAUAUUUAUUUUAAUAAUGUAUUUUACUUAAGGUUUAUGGUGUGAUAAGUUGUACAAGAAACGUUUUCAUUUAAAAGCAGCGACAGAACUUAAGUUUGUGAAACUCUCUGUAAAAUACAAGAUUUGACAAUAAAAGUUU
Hypanus sabinus (Atlantic stingray) is the source of this 8488-nucleotide messenger RNA. RefSeq names its product trafficking regulator and scaffold protein tamalin (gene tamalin). The coding region runs from base 61 to 1137 and encodes 358 amino acids. Gene Ontology annotation, molecular function: protein binding. Lineage: Eukaryota; Metazoa; Chordata; Chondrichthyes; Myliobatiformes; Dasyatidae. The transcript has 8 exons. The record is from RefSeq and is a predicted model, not a curated record.